Macrosiphum euphorbiae (potato aphid) is the source of this 618-nucleotide messenger RNA. Lineage: Eukaryota; Metazoa; Arthropoda; Insecta; Hemiptera; Aphididae. The record is from the annotation of a GenBank genome assembly.
AUGGUUUUUAUAAUAAAUUUAUCUUUUGUUUUUAUUUUGAUAAAUGUUGUAUUGCAUGUUUCAUCUAAUGACUGUAAUUUAUUUUCAAAUUAUAUAGCGAGCAAAAAUCUAUUUAUAAUAAAUACAAAUGAAUCUAUAGAGUUCAUUCCUUCCGGAUUGGAAUUAAAAGAAUCUGAAUGGGAAGAAAUAGAACGUAACUCCACAUUUACUAAUAAGGUUGAUUAUAAUGAUGACCAAUUCAUAGACACUCUCACAGAAACAGAAUUAAAUAUAAGUGAUAACGAACUCACUGAUGCCAUUCACAAAAGUCUCGUUGAAUCUGAACUUUCAAAUGAUAUAAUUAGUGUUUUUCCGAACAGAUUUAUUGUUAGAACAGAAGAGACCACAAAAGCCAUAGUCUAUUCGAUUAAAUAUGGAGCUACUUUUAAUUUUAAAAUUAAAGCAAAAUGUAAAAAAUAUCAAAUGAAAUAUCAUUAUUCAUCUUUGAAUGGUUUAAUUUGUAAAACCCAUUACGCCUUGGGCAGAAGAUUCAGCUUUAAAAGUGGCAACCUCAAAUUGUUUUUAUGGUCUAUUGCCGAUAACGGCAAAAUUGAUGGCGAAGUAAAAUGUGAUGUUUAA